AUGCGAUUGUGGAGUGCCUUCAUCUCAAUUACUCUACUUCCCGUUGUCAUGGCUGAUUUCUUUGUUGGUGAAAUGACUUGCAGCCAGAGACAACCGUUCGGGGCCAUCGUCCCUCCAUAUGAAGCAAGCAUCUGCGGUAUGGCAUUGGACUACUCCUACUACCAUGGCGAGAAUAGGAGCUAUGGGACAUUGAUGGAGGUCCAAGGGCUUUGCGGGGCUGAUGUUGGAGUAAAUACUGUCUCCAACUUCUGGAUCGCCUCCAAUGGCCUCAUUGGACAUUGUGACACGAUUGUUAAUUGGUCGAACCAGACAUCCAUUCUGAUGGAUGGCCAGAAAUGCACAUGGGGCAUUCUGAAGCAUUGCCAUAGUGCCAUCUGCCCUUAG
Messenger RNA from Cantharellus anzutake, 384 nucleotides. RefSeq lists its product as uncharacterized. The coding region runs from base 1 to 384 and encodes 127 amino acids. The transcript has 2 exons. NCBI's taxonomy places the organism in Eukaryota, Fungi, Basidiomycota, Agaricomycetes, Cantharellales, Hydnaceae. The record is from RefSeq and is a predicted model, not a curated record.